Alternaria alternata is the source of this 1913-nucleotide messenger RNA. Its product is annotated as transcription factor Tfb2. The record is from RefSeq and is a predicted model, not a curated record. Lineage: Eukaryota; Fungi; Ascomycota; Dothideomycetes; Pleosporales; Pleosporaceae. The transcript has 3 exons. Gene Ontology annotation, biological process: nucleotide-excision repair. Bases 289 to 1743 code for a protein of 484 amino acids. Gene Ontology annotation, molecular function: double-stranded DNA binding; ATPase activator activity. Gene Ontology annotation, cellular component: transcription factor TFIIH core complex; transcription factor TFIIH holo complex.
UUCGGUCCUUACUCCUAGAUGUGCGAAGAGUGAUGUCGUGGUUCCGCUCGGCAGUUACCUCACGUACCUCGGAAGCUAGACAGGGGUGGAGCGGAAUUUGUGGGGUCAGCUUUCCGCUUGCUCGGCGCGUCAUCCAAGUACUUUCUUUGGUUGCUUGCCUGCAACUUCACUUUGCGCAGACUCAAGGCGCGACGUACGCGUCUCUUUUGCUCGAUCUCGCGAUAUUCUCUCCUCCGAAUAUGAUAAUACGGCGGUAGACCGACAUAUUCUCCUCCACAUCCUUCCACGAUGUCGGCCUCGUCGUCUGCGCAGGCGCUGGAAUACUUGGAGGGCCUGCCUAUUGCUACGCAUAAGAGGCUAUAUGAGCAGCCCUCGACUGUGUUGGCGGUGUACCGCUGCAUGCUGCCGCAUCUUGCCAAAUCUAUAGUCAUGGCAAUGCUCUACAGACCCUCGUCCUUCCCCGUAGCCGACCUCGACGCAUGGUUCAAGCCCUCCGCCCGCAGAGAGAAGGAACAAGCCGUCUUUACUCUCGAACGCCUGCACGUUAUCGCCCAAGUGAAACAAGAUGACGGCACUAUGGCAUGGACAAUCAGCACAGGUUUCCAGAAGAGCCUACGAAACGCCCUCGAGGGCUCUGGUACGCACCGCUCGUUUGGUGUCCCAGCAACUAGAGAAGAGAGUGGCGGAAAGCGAUUGAGCGUAGAUUUCCUGGACGAAUAUUCGAGAUCUCAGUGGGAGGGUAUAUUGUACUAUCUGGUUAGCGGUGCGGCUGGACUCAGCAAGGACAGUAUCUCGCGAGCCGAGGUCGGUCCUGGAACAAAGAAGCUGCUCCAUACUGGUGAUCUUGUGAGGACUAUACAUGGGAGUCCGAGGAUCACGAAGGAUGGUUUCUCAUUUGUGCUGCAAGAGACGAAUGCACAGGUCUGGAGUUUAUUGAUCGUGUAUCUGAAGAUGACGAACGAACUCGGCAUGUCCGAAACCGAAGUCCUGUCCUUCCUCUUCAUGCUCGGCUCCCUUGAACUAGGCCAAGAUUACUCCACAUCCACACUCUCACCUACACAAGCCCAAAUGCUCGAAGAUCUGUCCUCAAUGGGCCUCAUCUACCGCUCCGACAAGAACGCACGAACCUUCUACCCAACCCGCCUCGCCACAACCCUAACCUCCGACUCCGGCAGCGCCAUGUCCGCCUCCUCCAACGACAUUGCACAAGCCAACCAAGGCAACGCAGGUCCCUCGGCCGCCGCAAACAAGGGCUUCAUCAUCAUCGAAACAAACUACCGCCUCUACGCCUACACAAACAGUCUGAUCCAAAUUGCCAUUCUGAGCUUAUUUACCAAACUCCAACACCGCUUUCCCAAUCUCGUCUCGGGUAAGUUGACAAAGGAAUCUGUUCACAAGGCUGUACAGUCGGGUAUCACUUCUUCGCAAAUCAUCUCCUAUUUAACUACGUAUGCGCAUCCCCAGAUGCAGAAGACGGUUCCGUAUAUCCCGCCUACGGUCAUGGAUCAGAUUCGGCUGUGGGAAUAUGAAGGCGAGAGAGUGGAGACGACCACGGGGUAUCUGAUGCGCGAGUUUGGUAGUGAUGCAGAGUAUAGGGAUGUUCUGGGUUAUGCGAGUGCGCUUGGGGUGUUGGUUUGGCAGAAUGAUGCUGGGAGGUGCUUUUUUGUGUCUCAUGUCGAACAGAUUAGUGCGUAUUUGAGGAAGAAGAAGGAGAGUAGGGAGAGUGCUAGGGCGGGGAGGUAGGGUGUGGAGGGGAUGAAAGGAUACAGGUGGGUGGGUAGGAGCAUUGACAUGGGGCGUUUAGAAGUAGCAGUUAUUGGCGUUGGGGGGUAAGUUGUCGAUUGACCGGCGUCUGGGGUUACACGUUAUGAAGUCGAGUGACACUGUGGGAGAGAUAUAUACCAUGAUAAGCA